UUGCAAUGGUCGUGUCUUGCGCGGUGGCUAUGGGUGGCCACUGACAUCGAAUAAUCUAACAUGUUUUAACUUACGUGUAUGGAAUUUAUUAAUUAUAAGCAUAUAUCAGUAAGUCUAUAAAAAGAAAAGAACACAAUGAUGUUGCAUAAAACAAACAUAAAAUUAUGUCGUCUUUGUGGCAAAGAAAAACAACAGGGCACAGAUUUAUUGGCUGACAAAGUUAAAGGAACUGUAUUAAUGUCAAUUAUAAACAAGUAUUUCUCUAAGGAGGUAAUAAAUAUCUCUAAUUCCGACGCAUUUUCUAAAUAUGUCUGUAUAGAUUGUGAGCAAAAAAUUUAUGUAUUCGAUGAGUUUUAUUUAAUGGUAGCAAAUGUACAAAAACAGCUGGCAGCUCCAUCAUUGGAAAUUGAUUUUGCAGAGGAUAUGUUAUGUCAAUUGAAAGUAAAUGAGACAGUACCUAAAAGUACUUUAAACAAAGAUGGAAUAAGGAAAAAUGUAUGUCCAAUAUGUGCUAAAAGCUUUAGAUGUCAGGCUCAUUUAAUCAGACAUAAACGUAUUCACACUGGACAAAGGCCUUUUGUUUGUAAUAUUUGUAAAAUGUCAUUCAAUCAACAAGAAAUAUUAAUGAAACAUAAAGAGAGACAUGAAGGAAAGAAAGAAUUUCGUUGCGCCAAUUGUCAUCAGUCGUUUCGUUAUAAAGUGUCAUUGAAAUCUCAUAUGAUAAGUUUUCAUAUGGAUAUGGAACAAUCUGUUAAUAAUCAAAACUUGCCAACAGAAAAUAACUCGUUUAUGUGUUCGGAAUGUGGUAAGCAAUUUGUGACAAAAUAUAAAUUGCAAAGACAUUCACGGUGCCAUACCGGGGAGAGACCUUAUCAUUGUACGUUUUGUUUAAAAACAUUUUCGCAAACUGGUAAUUUAAAAGUACAUCAGGUGAAAUAUCAUCAGAUAUCUGCUUCUUUGACCGAUUUAAGAAGGGAGGCUCAAUACGAUAAUCAAAUUGUCGACUGUGAUGUACCAGCCGAAUUAAAUAAUUUUCAUACGAUAAAUAUGUCAGAGAUUGAAUUACAAAAUACAAUAAACGAAACGAUAAAUUCUACGCAACAAAGUAGUUCAUAUGUUACAAAAAUAUAUGAAAAUUCUUUGUACAUCGAUGAAGAAAUUGAAACGAUACUAGAUCGUGAUCUUGGCCAAUUGGAACAAAAUAAAUAUUCAACAAAUUUGCAAGAUAAAUUAUCUCUUUGUUUGAAACAACCAGAAACUCCUGAAUUAUUAAAUAGUUUGUUGUAUGAUGAUGGAUAAUUUCCUAGAUUUAGUUAAACGAUUAUCGACUG
Messenger RNA from Osmia lignaria (orchard mason bee), 1331 nucleotides. RefSeq lists its product as uncharacterized. Lineage: Eukaryota; Metazoa; Arthropoda; Insecta; Hymenoptera; Megachilidae. Gene Ontology annotation, molecular function: RNA polymerase II cis-regulatory region sequence-specific DNA binding; zinc ion binding; DNA-binding transcription factor activity, RNA polymerase II-specific. Gene Ontology annotation, cellular component: nucleus. Gene Ontology annotation, biological process: regulation of transcription by RNA polymerase II. The record is from RefSeq and is a predicted model, not a curated record.